Molecule: messenger RNA, 1134 nt
Organism: Rhagoletis zephyria (snowberry fruit fly)
Lineage: Eukaryota; Metazoa; Arthropoda; Insecta; Diptera; Tephritidae
Source: RefSeq, a predicted model, not a curated record
AUGGCCACCAGUGAAGAAUCUGCACCACAUUCAAGUGAUGACGUUAAAGUAGAGCCGGUGAAGGCGGCGGAAGAGAACGAUACCGAAUCGUCGGAAGACACGAGCGCAGACAUGAAAGCUGCCAUUAAAAUAUCGAGGCAGUUUAUGAUUCUGCUGGAAGAUUACCGCUACUUGAUGUCCUGCUAUGAGGAAUCUUGCGGAUGCCAUGUCAACUUUGAUUACCAGUAUUUCUCGAAAAAGUUGGAGGAAAAGUACACCUUUCUGAGCAACCUUUCAUCCAACAACCCACUUCUGUUGAACGCCUUGGAUGACAACUCUGACAUCAAGACGCUGACUGACCUGUGGGAUGAAACGCAGAAAGGCGAAAAAAGAAAAGAACAGCAUGAUACUGAACAGGGACAAUAUAUUAAGCGAAUCAAAGUUACCAAACGCCACCAGCAAUCUUCUGCCAGCAAUAAUAAUAAUGACUCUGACGACACUGAUGAUGACACUAUUGUCGGCUUGACUAAAUACCAAAGUGAUCGCAGUCAAAUUGGUCACCUUAAUCAGGACUUGCAAGCCUAUCGCUGCACAAAGAACAAGUGUGAUUACAUCGCCUUUUCGCAGGAAGACGUCAUAUGGCACAUCACUAAUCACGACGGCACCGAUACCUCAAAGAAGGAAGAUAAAAGCUCAAUACUCUACGUUUGUGCCGAGUGCAGUAAGGAGUUUGCAGCACAAAAGUAUCUUACCAAUCACGUGGAAAAUGUUCACUCGAAUAGCGCAAAGAUCUACGCAUGUGAUAUUUAUGGCUGCAGCUACACAACAAAGUUUCGCACCUGUUACGACGAGCACCAGAAACGUCAUCGCGCUAUUCGUGAGUUUAAAUGCACUUGGGAGGGAUGCACCUCGGCGUUUGUCACCAAGCGUGACAUGUUCGCUCAUAUCAACUUCUCUCACAAACAAAUUAAAAACUAUGCAUGCUCUUGGCCGAACUGUACGGCCACCUUUAAGGAUAGCAACCGACUGAAACACCACCAUUUCACCCACACAGGAGAGAGACCCUACAUCUGCGACAUUGACGGCUGCCGGGCAAGCUUCAAACAGAUGCCCCACCUGCACAAACACCGAAAGACUCACACGGACGAAUUUUGA